GAAACGUCACAAUCUGUUGAAUUGUGGGAGCGAUGGUCCUAUGCGAGCUUUGUUUACGAGCGAAUUCGGCUGAUUCUUGAAUGUUUCACUUUAAAAUACGACGAUUUGUAGAUCUACUAGUAAAAGAAAUAGGCUAAUUUGUAACUUUAGUAUAUUUAGAUGUAGUUAAAGCUGUUCAGCUUUAUUAAGGAAUUUGAAUCAUAUACGAAAACUUUAGCAACGCUUCUUUAGGAGAGGAUGCCUUCAGCUGCACGCCAGAAACUUCCUGCAGAUUUAUGGCGCCAGGGACAGCGCAAAUAUACAAGUGUGAAUUCCAGCUCACUUUUUCAGAAUCAAGACAUGCAGGCCAAUCCUGGCCAGUUUGAUGUUAUUGAAGAAAAGCUGCGCCCUAGUAACCACAGGAUACCUCAUAAAUCACAAAAAAGAUCAUUUAAUGGUAGAGGUAGUCCUAGGGCUCUUCCUCGAGGAGGUAGCACAGAUACAUUGAGCAGUUUAUCAGAUUCUGAAAGUAAUGUCAGUCAUUGCAAUAUUGAUUUUCUGUCUCGUUCAGCAGAAUCUGACAGUAGCCUCAGUUCCAAUUCAUCUAGAAUCUGUAAUGCUUAUGCAAUGGAAUCGUCCAUUGCUCCACACCCAAGCCAGCUACCGUUACCUCCUUUAGAAUGGUUGCAGUCAACAUUGAUUCCUUCAUCUCCCAUUGUUGGUAGUGUUGUCUCUCUCCAAGGACUUCUGAGCUGUCAAGUGGCUGCAUAGAAAGAUCAGGAUAUUUUGAAGUUAUAUUAAAAAGAAAAGACUUGUAUUGAUGGACAACGAAUUAUGCUUAUGAUUCAACUUAAAUGACUGUGACUUAACUCUUCUUGACUUCCAAUUGGACCAUUGUCAGAAUUUCAACUUGCCUUAAAAGUUAUUUCAAUAGAAAAAAAUGUAUUAAGCUAGAAAAAAAAACGUUAUAGUUUUAUACUAGGAAGACCUCUGUUCGCACAACUGUAGGUUUUUUUUUUUUAAGAAAUAUAAAUUUAAUGGUAAUAGUAAAAAAAAAAACAACCUAAAUCCUUAUAUUUUUUUCCCUUGAACUCCUUGUGGUAAUAAGUCAGUUUUUUGUCAUAAUGUUCCUUUGAUUCUACUUUGAAAUCUUGUUGCUAAUACUUGAAUGUGUUCAUGUGAAAUAUGUGACUUAUUUUUUUAUUGCUAUGUAGCUAGAGUAUUUUGUUGUUGUAAGAAUUAUAAGAUGAAUUUUCUUUAGGCUGACCCUAGAAUCAAUUUUUUUUUUUCAGUUUCAUUUUGAUGGCGAAAGCAUAUAUAGGUUAUUUAUUUAUUUAUUUUAUUUUUUUUUUUCCUGUUUUCAAAUUAUAAAUUGAAAAGUCCUUGUUUUUAUAAAUAUUUGACAUAAACCCUACAAAGAUGUUGAUUUAGCAAAUGUAGCCAUUUUCCUGAUUUGUAACUGUACUUUUAGACAGCACUUUACAUGCUGCUACAAGUCUCUUUUAGUCAGAAAUACUUUGGCUUUAUUUUAAGAAUAGGUUCUUCUUGUUUAAUUAUGAUUUUAAUCAACAAUUAUGGCUGUGUGUUAUGUGAAAGUGUAAUUUUCCAGCUCACAUUCCGCAUUUGUUAACAAGUAACUCAUGUAGAACUGGUGUUAAACCAGCUACAUUUUUGUAAUGCAAAAUAGUUUGCAAUAUAUAUGAACUUUGCACUUGUAUAUGUGCAUCCUCUUACUGUGCAAAUGCGGCUGUUUCGAGUGACAAGAAGAAGACAUUUGUUAAUAUUGUACAUUUUCAGAAGGGAAUUUUUAUAUACUUCAUUUACUUUCAUUCAUCAAUGCGGCCAGUUGUAUUGUUGGUGAUUGCAUUUGCAAUGUUACAGUAGAAUGGCAAAACUAAGAGUAUUAUUAUUGUAUAUAUGCAUUUUAAUGUGAAAAAACAAAAUAUUGUUUAUUAGCAGCACUAUUGUGUUGCUUGUUUUGUUUUUUCAUGAUAAAAUGCUUAUUUUAAAUCACAUCAAAGUAUUACCAUUGUCUAGUUGUUAACAGUGUGUGGAGAAAACAAAUGAGUAAAUAAAAAAAAUAACAAAAGAAAAAGUUCUGGAAGUAAAUUUUAGUCUGAAAAAAAAAAAAAAGUAUAAAAAAAAAAAACAACAAUAAA
Molecule: messenger RNA, 2138 nt
Organism: Biomphalaria glabrata
Lineage: Eukaryota; Metazoa; Mollusca; Gastropoda; Planorbidae
Exons: 2
Coding region: 238-750 (170 amino acids)
Source: RefSeq, a predicted model, not a curated record